AUUUACGAAGACAGAUGGUUGGCCGUACCGCCUACUACAAGCAUGGAAUAUUAAAUAACGCUCUCAAGUAAGAUGAACAAGUUACAUAAUAUCCAAUCAAAGCGAACCGAUUAGAGCGUUGACGAAUAGCGAGACAGCAAGUCAGUCUUAUGAUUGGAAAAGAAAAGUAUAAAAGCUUAGAGGAUACGACGUGACACAGAGCUUUUCUGUGCUUCUUUGAUCAGCUGUACCGUCUCCUUUUAAAGAGUGCAUGCAGCUCCGGUGCGGAAAAGGAAGAGAGUAUCGGGGAUUUGAGGAGGAUGGAGUUGACUUCUUUUCUUCUGUGUGUCUUCAUUUUGAACGCAUCAGGUUCGCUCGGUCUACACACUAACUACGAUGGCACCUAUAUCACAACCCUGGUCUCACCCGACCAUCCCGGUAUCUAUCCUUCUGACACCCAGAUAGAGUGGAACGUUGUGACCGACCCUGAUCAGAUGGUAGUGAUUGACGUCAAAAUACUAGAUAUUGAACAUAUCUGGGAUACGGUGCAUAUUCAUCACGUGUCAACUGAUGGGAUGACUGCUACGAAUCUCUCAUUGGCUAGCAGUUCUGUGACGUCACUUAUUCUACCGGGAGGAUCUACGGUGGUCAGCUUCUGUAGUGACGUUAUUGAGCAGCGCCAGGGCUUUGUCAUGGAGUUUACGUCAUACGAUUGCGAUACUUUAAUUUAUGGACAUUCAACGUGA
Molecule: messenger RNA, 725 nt
Organism: Strongylocentrotus purpuratus (purple sea urchin)
Lineage: Eukaryota; Metazoa; Echinodermata; Echinoidea; Camarodonta; Strongylocentrotidae
Exons: 4
Coding region: 300-725 (141 amino acids)
Source: RefSeq, a predicted model, not a curated record